This is a messenger RNA of Camelina sativa (false flax), 5098 nucleotides long. Its product is annotated as SNF2 domain-containing protein CLASSY 1. Lineage: Eukaryota; Viridiplantae; Streptophyta; Magnoliopsida; Brassicales; Brassicaceae. Gene Ontology annotation, biological process: gene silencing by siRNA-directed DNA methylation. The record is from RefSeq and is a predicted model, not a curated record. Gene Ontology annotation, molecular function: ATP binding.
CGACGACCGUACCGCCACCGCUCCCUCUCCGACGACCUUGACUCAGACUAGAGUACCACCUAUUUGCUCCUUUGCUAGACCGCUAAGACCUCUCUCUCUCUCUCUCUCUCCCCCGCGUUAUUCCUCUACAACGCAGUCGUCUAGACUAGGACGAGAUGGGGAGACGGGCCCAAAGGAGAUUCUGCAAGGAGCAAGGCUCGACCUUCCAGCAGAAGCUUGGCAGCUUCUCUGUUGCUAUCUGGCUCUGCAGCUGCAGCCGUAGGUUUUGGCGGCUAUGUCGGUAGCUCUAGAUUCGAAACUUCUGUAUCAAACGAAGACCCUGCUCCUCUUCUUGGAUUUGGAUAGUGAGGUUGCCCAACACUUGCAACGGCUUUCAAGGAAAGACUCUACAACAAAGAUUAAAACUCUUGCUUCCCUGUCAGAACUGAUUAAGCAAAAGAAAGGCAAGGAACUCUUGCCCAUGAUCCCACAAUGGGAGAGAUUUAGCACCUCAUCUUAAGUCUAUAAUGGGGCCCUGGUGGUUUUCACAGUUUGACUUGGCAUCUUAAGUUUCUCAAGCAGCAAAGUCGUCUUUGCAGGCAGCAUUCCCUGCACAGGAAAAGAGAUUGCACGCCUUGAAUUUAUGUUCAGCUGAGAUUUUUGCUUAUCUGGAGUAAAAAUACUUACACCCCAAAAUUUAUCUGAUAAAGCACUUGCUUCAGAUGAAUUAGAAGAAAUGUACCAGCAGCUUGGCUGCUUCUUUGUUGCCGUCUGCCUCUGCAGCUGCAGCCGUAGGUUUUGGCGGAUUUGUCGGUAGCCCUAGCUUCGAAACUUCUAUGUCAAACAAAGAUUCUGCUCCCUUCUUGGAUUAGGAUAGUGAGGUUGCCCAACACUUGCAACGGCUUUCAAGGAAAGACCCUACAACAAAGAACCGAUUAAGCAAAAGAAAGGCAAGGAACUUUUGCCAAUAAUUCCACAAUGGACAUGUGAGUACAAGAAGUUGAUACUGGACAAUAGUAGAGAUAUUCGGCGAGCUACCUAUGAUGUCAUGACUAAUGUUGUCACUGGUGCCGGGAGAUCAUAUGUGGCUCAAGAAGUGAUCCUUAAAGGGGAAAUAAGAUGAAGAGAAAGCAUUACUUUGACUUCGACCAUCCAUUAAAUCCAUGCCCUUUCGAGGUGUUCUGCUCGGGGACAUGGAAGGCCGUGGAGUACUUAAGGAUCGAGAAUGGAGCGAUGACGAUGCGUCUCUUGGAGAACGGACAAGUGUUGGAUGAUAUAAGACCAUUUCAGAGGCUUCGUCUUAGAUCAAGAAAGGCCACUUUGGUCGAUUGUACAUCUUUUCUAAGACCUGGUCUGGAUGUUUGCGUUCUCUAUCAGAAAGAUGUCACUGUGGAUGAAGAGACUACAGAGCCGGUUUGGGUGGAUGCAAGGAUAUUAUCUAUAGAGAGGAAGCCUCAUGAAUCUGAAUGCUUUUGUAUAUUCCAUGUUAGUGUGUAUAUAGACCAAGGCUGCAUCGGUUCGGAGAAACAUAGAAUGAAUAGAGCUUCGGUACUGAUGGGCCUCAACCAAAUCUCUAUACUCCAGAAGCUUUGCAAGGAACAAAGCUUGAACCGCUACUACAGAUGGAGAAACUCUGAGGACUGUACUUCGCUGGUGAAAACAAGACUAAAUCUGGGAAAGUUCUUGCCUGAUGUUUCUUGGUUGCUUGUUACAUCAGUUUUGAAAAACAUUGUGUUUCAGAUCAGAACCUUUCACGAGAAGAUGGUUUAUCAGAUUGUGGCGGAUGAAUGCUCUAGUAGCUCUUUGAGUGCAAUGAACAUCACGGUGGAAGACGGUGUUUUCAUGUCCAAAGUUGUUUUGUUCAAUCCAGCUGAGGAUACUCAUCAAGAUACUGAUGUAAAGCAGGAGAUCGAAGAGGAGGUAAUGGAGCUGCGUCGAUCCAAGAGAAGAAGUGGGCGGCCUGAUAGAUUCGCUGACUCUGAGAGUCAGCCAGAUUCAAAGGAUGGAUGGGUAAGGAUGAUGCCAUAUAGGUACAGCACAUGGACUGAUUUAAGUGAUGAUGAUGAAGAUUAUGACGAAGAAGAAUGUGAUGAUGAUAGAGAUACCGAUGACGAUUUAUACUUACCGUUAUCGCAAUUACUUGGAAAAAAGGGAAGCACAAAGGGAUUAAGUAAGGAUAAGCGAAGAGAGAUUGUUUUGAUAGACAAAACAGAGAUGAAGAAGAGGAAAAAAACAGAGAGAAUUGAUAGAAAUCGCGAGCUUUCGGUUAUUCCCUUCACUCCCGUCUUUGAACCUAUACCGUUGGAACAGUUUGGUUUCAAUGCAAAUAGUUUGUGUGGUGGUUCCUCUGGAAGUCAUUUGAUGGAUGAGAUAGAUAAGUAUCGUAGUAGAGCAGCAAAAUAUGGGAAAAAUAAGAAGUUUGAAAUGGACGAGAUGGAAUCUGAUCUAUGUUGGAAUGGACCCCUCAGGAAUGUGGUUCAAAAAACAAAUGGACAGCAUUCCCGAAUACGGUCUGUUUCUGGGAACACCGGAGUUUCCGAGGAACCACAGAUUUAUAAGAAGAGAACAUUGAGCGCAGGUGCGUAUAACAAGCUGAUAGACUCGUACAUGAGUAGAAUUGAUUCUACAAUUGCAGCCAAGAACGAAGCGACCAAUGUUGUUGAGCAGUUGAUGGGGUUAAAGAACGCUGCAAGCUCUUCCAUGGAAGCCGAAAAAAGUUCGAGUGAGGAUGAUGAUGAGGAAGAGACGUCAGAGAACGAGAUGCUAUGGAGGGAAAUGGAACUAUGCUUGGCUUCUUCUUACAUUCUUGAUGACAAUGAGGUGAGAGUGGAUAACGAGGCGUUCCAUAAAGCACUCGGUGGUUGUGAACAUGAUUAUGAAUUGAAUGAAGAAAUCGGAAUGUGUUGCAGAUUGUGUGGUCAUGUAGGAACUGAGAUGAAACAUGUUUCUGCACCUUUUGCGCAUCACAAGAAAUGGACGACAGAGACUAAGCAAGUCAACGAAGAUGACAUAAAUACUACGAAAGUGAACCAAGAUGGAGCUGAGAGUCAUAAUUACACUGUACCAGUUGCUUCCUUAGAUAUGCCCUCCGCUGAAGAAAGUGACAAUGUUUGGUCUCUUAUACCUCAGCUUAAGAGAAAACUACAUUUACACCAGAAAAAAGCUUUUGAGUUUCUCUGGAGGAACCUAGCCGGGUCAGUGGUUCCCGCGAUGAUGGAUCCGAGUUCAGAGAAGAUAGGUGGGUGCGUGAUUUCUCAUACUCCUGGAGCAGGCAAAACAUUUCUGAUCAUAGCUUUUCUUGCAAGCUACUUGAAGAUAUUUCCGGGUAAAAGGCCAUUGGUUCUUGCUCCGAAAACAACCUUGUACACAUGGUACAAGGAGUUCAUCAAAUGGGAGAUUCCGGUACCCGUUCACUUGCUCCAUGGUCGUAGAACCUACUGUGUGGCCAAAGAGAACACCAUUCAGAUCGAGGGAAUUCCAAAACCGAGCCAAGAUGUUAUGCAUGUUCUUGACUGUCUCGACAAAAUCCAGAAAUGGCAUGCACAGCCUAGUGUUCUUGUAAUGGGUUACACAUCGUUUCUAACAUUGAUGAGGGAAGAUUCAAAGUUUGCUCAUAGAAAAUACAUGGCUAAAGUACUGAGAGAGUCUCCUGGAUUACUGGUUCUAGACGAGGGACAUAACCCGAGGAGUACCAAGUCGAGAUUACGAAAGGCCUUGAUGAAAGUUGAUACUGAUCUGAGGAUUCUGCUUUCGGGCACAUUGUUUCAGAACAACUUCUGUGAGUACUUCAACACUUUGUGCUUGGCUAGACCCAAGUUUGUUCACGAGGUUCUAGUUGAGUUGGAUCAGAAGUUCCAGACAAACCAAACUGAGCAAAAGGCGCCUCACUUGCUUGAAAAUAGAGCUCGGAAAUUCUUCCUCGACAUUAUAGCCAAGAAGAUUGACACAAAAGUGGGCGAUGAGCGCUUGCAAGGUCUCAACAUGUUGAGGAAUAUGACCAGUGGUUUCAUCGAUAACUAUGAAGGGAACGGAAGCGGAAGCGGAAGUGGUGACGUUCUCCCAGGUUUGCAGAUUUACACAUUGUUGAUGAACUCCACAGAUAUACAGCACAGAACUCUUACCAAACUUCAGAACAUAAUGUCGACUUACCAUGGAUAUCCACUCGAGCUCGAGUUACUCAUAACGUUAGCAGCUAUCCAUCCUUGGUUGGUCAAAACCACUGCCUGUUGCACCAAAUUUCUCAAUCCUCAGGAGCUUUCCGAGAUUGAGAAGCUCAAGCACGAUGCAAAGAAAGGAUCAAAAGUCAUGUUCGUGCUUAACCUCGUGUUCCGGGUGGUCAAGAGGGAGAAAAUCCUCAUAUUUUGCCACAACAUUGCGCCGAUUCGCCUGUUUCUUGAGCUGUUUGAGAAUAUUUUCAGGUGGAAGAGAGGCCGAGAGCUCCUGACCUUGACAGGGGAUCUUGAGCUGUUUGAGAGAGGCAGAGUGAUAGACAAAUUCGAAGAACCAGGAGGCCAGUCCCGUGUUCUGCUCGCUUCGAUCACGGCCUGUGCAGAAGGCAUCAGUCUAACAGCUGCAUCACGGGUGAUCAUGCUUGAUUCAGAGUGGAAUCCUUCUAAGACAAAGCAAGCAAUCGCACGUGCAUUCAGACCGGGACAGCAGAAAGUGGUGUACGUUUACCAGCUCUUGUCCAGAGGAACACUUGAGGAAGACAAAUACAGGAGGACAACCUGGAAAGAGUGGGUCUCAAGUAUGAUUUUCAGCGAAGAAUUUGUGGCGGACCCAUCUCAGUGGCAAGCUGAGAAGAUUGAGGACGAUGUUCUUAGAGAAAUCGUGGAGGAAGACAAAGUCAAAUCAUUCCAUAUGAUCAUGAAGAAUGAAAAAGCUUCAACAGGUGGCUAAUUGCGUAACUUUUACCGUUCAAGUUUUCUGUUUCACCAUGCAUUUAAUGAUGCUUCUUUAACAGCUUGUUGUAUUGUAAUAAAUAAACUUAUCUUGUAUCAAAAGUUUGUGUAACCCAUUCAGCUGUAGGAUCAUCUUCUUAUAAAAUAAAGUGAAACAGAUGUACCCACAUACUCUUGUUUGAUAAAGCAAACUCCAAAUAAGAUAAUUAAACAGCUCA